UGCCAACGUGCCAAACCUGCGUUUCACUAUGCAGUAGACGUGCCUGCCUGCCAGGGCUCCAGCAGGAAAAGAGACAGAAUAUAUGUCCAGCAAAGGAAAUGACGUUGUUGAUCUUUGUUUCACUCCUUCAUCCACCUAUCCGCACGAUUGUACCUUCCCGUUGUACAACGACCACCCACGACGUUGGGGUGUCCAAUGAAAUUCACCACUUUGGCACAGGUAUGGCUCCUACUAGUCAUUUAUCACAUUUACAUUCAAUUCUCAUAUGUAAGUCUCAUCAUCAGAUUGGCCACGCCAGUAAGCAACUAACCACUGACAACGGCAGCAAUAGCGGUAGCGGCAGGAAUAGCGGCAGCAGAGCGGCAACAGCAACGAUAUCGGCAACAACAAAUAAUUUCUGUGCGAGAUGCGGAAGCGAGAUACCAAGAAACUGGUAUCAUAUGCAUGUUUAUGGGGAAUAUAUCGUGAUAGAUCUGUUGUUUUUUCCCUCAAAAGGCAUCAAAAAGUGGCAGCAAGUGAUCAAGAUGUGACUCGGCUACAGGUCACUCAAUCAGGAACGAGGCUCUUGCAGGUAGCAUAGUAAGAAAGUCGGAAAAUUACAACAUCCCCGAGUGGCAGGGAGAGGUCAUCCCGGGAGGUUGGUAGCGAGGGAAGCAGGCUACAUCACGGG
This is a messenger RNA of Neurospora hispaniola, 670 nucleotides long. RefSeq lists its product as uncharacterized. The transcript has a single exon. NCBI's taxonomy places the organism in Eukaryota, Fungi, Ascomycota, Sordariomycetes, Sordariales, Sordariaceae. Bases 99 to 530 code for a protein of 143 amino acids. The record is from RefSeq and is a predicted model, not a curated record.